Dendrobium catenatum is the source of this 1398-nucleotide messenger RNA. RefSeq names its product CAX-interacting protein 4. The record is from RefSeq and is a predicted model, not a curated record. Gene Ontology annotation, molecular function: nucleic acid binding; zinc ion binding. NCBI's taxonomy places the organism in Eukaryota, Viridiplantae, Streptophyta, Magnoliopsida, Asparagales, Orchidaceae. The transcript has a single exon. Bases 160 to 1170 code for a protein of 336 amino acids.
AGACCAAAAUUUCUGAAGCCAUCAACGCGUAAAGAGGCGAAGAUUUCGCGACGGAGAGCGAGAGAAGCAUCCACGGGACGGGAGCGGCGGCGUCUGAAUUCCCAUUCCAAUUUCCAAACCUAAUCCUUUGGUUUCCCAACUUCAUCAAAUUCAUCAAACAUGCCGGCGACGGCAGGGCGAGUUCGCAUGCCAGCGAACAACCGCGUUCACAGCAGCGCGGCUCUUCAGACUCACGGGAUCUGGCAAAGCGCCAUCGGCUACGAUCCGUACGCUCCCACAAAUAACAGCGAAAAGGACGCGAAGCCCUCGGCCGAUCGAUCGUCCGUUGGUGACGGUGGAGACGGAGGCGAGAACGCUUACGUGAGCUUCCAAGGCCUGCUCGCCCUUGCGCGGAUAACUGGAACCAGCGCCGAUGACACCCGUGGAGCCUGCAAGAAGUGUGGCAGGGUCGGCCAUCUUACUUUCCAGUGUCGCAAUUUCCUCAGCCUCAAAGCGGGGAGGGAGAAGGAUGAAGCGGCGGCUGACGAGGCUGCGGCUUUAUUCCAUGAGUUGAAGAAGGGUAGUGGGAGGAAGGAAGAAGACAGUGAGGAAGAGGAGGAUGAGGAAGAGGAGAGUUCGGAUUCAGAUUUGGAUUCGGAGAUUGAGAAGAUACUCGCUGCUAGGUCUGGAAAGAAAGGGAAAAAGGAAUCCGAGAGGAGGGGGCGGUCAAAGAAGAGGAGUGGUAAAAGAUCAAGACGUGCUGAAGAUGAAGAAGAAGAGGAGGAGGAGGACAAGGAGGAGAGGAGAAAGGAGAAGAGAAGGAAAAGGAAGGAGAAGAGGAGGCAUGGGAGUUCUGAUGAUGAGGAUGAAGAAGUGGGCAGGCAUAGGAAGAGUAGGAAGGAGACUAAGAGGCCGAGGAGCCACAAAAGGAGGGAUGUUUCUGAUGACGAUUCCGAUGAUGAGUCUGAUGGCCAAGAUCGUCGCAAACGGAGAAAUAAAAGGAAGGUUGAUCAUUCUAGUCAUUCUGAUGCUAUGGUUGCUGCUAGGCAUCACAGGCGAAGAAGAGAGAGAAGAAGAGAGAGGAGGAGAGCUUCCUCAAGCAGCUCUGAUACUAGUGGUUCAGGGUCUGAUGUGGAUGAUAUUGAAAAGAAGAGAUCUGAGAGGAGGAGCAGAAGGACUAGGAAGGAUUAAUGUCUCUCACAAAUAUGGUUUGAUUGCUGCUCUGUUGAGACAUUUGCUGUUCGUAGUUUGGUUGCGGUUUUCUUCUCUUAUGCGGUUUUUUUUUUUUUUAAUGAAAACUGCUACAACAUUUGGUAUAUAGGUUUCUGAUUGUGGUAUAUGUAUUUAUAGUUUUAUCUGUCAUGUUGAAUGAUCAUCUUGUUACCGGUUUUUCUCUGCCAAUUUCAUCCUUUGUUUUAA